Molecule: messenger RNA, 4116 nt
Organism: Blumeria graminis f. sp. triticale
Lineage: Eukaryota; Fungi; Ascomycota; Leotiomycetes; Helotiales; Erysiphaceae
Source: the annotation of a GenBank genome assembly
AUGGUCAAGAAAGGUAAUAACUCGAAGGGUCAUACGAAAGCUUCGAAGCAUAGCGUUGUAGGAGGCUCAAAGGGCCAAACGCCAUCGGCAACACCUGACGAUGGCUUCAUCGUCUUCACCAAUUCCGAAAAGAGCCCAAAACCUAAAAAGCCAAAUGUAUCACCAGAAGAUCAUUCAAACUUAUCCACAGAGGCACCCAAGAGGCCCGACGUUAAGAAACUCAUUGGGGGUGCUUCAUGGACAGGAAAAUUACCAGUUAACAUGCUGUCUGAACACUGUCAAAAACAAAAUUGGGAAAAGCCAGAGUAUACCAUUUGUAAGACUCCUGAAGGCUUCUCAGCCAUGGUCAUACUGAAAGCAAAAAACUCCAAAACUAAAGAACUUAUAACACUUCCGCCAUUCAAAUUACCCCCAACACACAAGCACCUUGCUUUUAAGCCUUCGGCCCUCGAGGCGAGACAUUUUGCCGCAACAUACGGUCUUUUUCGUGUUUGCAGCAUGCGAAAUAUCCACAUGAUGAUGCCUCCUGACUAUCGAGAUCUAUGGAAAGGAGAUUUUGAGGCACUUAAGAAGGAAGAUGUUAAAGGGGGGCGUUCAUGGAUGUACGAAGCUGAUCCAUUUGCAGCGUUGAAAGAGAGAGAAGAAGCAAAGGCAUCAGCCGAGAAAACACGCAUUGAAAAAGAGAAGGUUUUCAAAAACUUGAAAAAUAGUGCCCCCGGUUUAAUAGCCUCCCACCAAGGAUCUAGGCAAGGCUUAACAACUCCAUAUCAUUCAAAAAGUUGGACUGAAGUACCUAAGAUAGAAAUGGGUAAAAGAAUGCGGACUAAAGUUGAAGAGUUAGUUCGUAAACAUGCAGUCUGGAAUACAUACGGAGUAAAUUUAUCUGGCCCCCAAAAAAAUAUUAUCGUAAACGAACUCAAGAAUCUAGGAUUUCGACAGAGCCAUGUCGAAGAAGCAGUUGUAGAGUGUAGAGAUCGAGAGGAAACUCUUGAAUGGCUUCUCAUUCAUGUACCAGAAGACGAUUUGCCUGGAUGGUCUUUACCCGAGGGAUACGUUGCUGGCAUCAGUAUGGCUAGUGGUGACUUAAAGAGAGAAGCAGCUAUCAAGCGACUAGCUGAGGCCGCUUACCCACCAGAUCUUUGUACGAAAAUUUACGACAGAACAGGCGAUGAGAGCAAAGCUGCAGAAGACUUGCAACUUAUUUUACUAUCCAGUAGCAGAAUUCUUGACAAAGCCAGCGGUUUAGCUAUCGAAACCCCGCCUGAAUCAUCUAUACUUCAAUGGAACGAGGAGAUGAUCAGUCUAGAAGCUGUGUUUGGCGGAAGAUUUUCUCAACGUGAUACGGAAGUUUGCUGCAUUGUCCUUGAGCCAGCAGAUUACAAUUUCAGCGCACAACCUGUGUUACAGGUGAGAAAAUCACGAUGCUAUCCGGAUAGAGUCCCCGUAAUUUCAAUCCAUGCAACUCUCCCCGCCUACAUUCGAUUAAGCAUAGUGAAACAGGCUCUUAAUUAUGCAACAGAAAAUCUACUAGGAGACCAUAUGUUAUUCUUUCUCAUCGACUGGCUUGAGAAAAACUUUCAAGGUAUCGUGGAAAACCCUGGUAAGCUUCGUGAAGUCACUGUGGCGACUUCUCCUAUCAGUGAAAUUAGGACUGGCUAUAUUAAAAGACAAAAAGUUACCAGAAAGCCGCGACCCCUCGUAAAUAUCCCAAAUAUACGUAGUCGAGAUGAUUGGGUGCAUCGUCAAAAAGAUCCAAAGCUUCAACAAAAAGUUCUGCUACGAAAAAAACUUCCAGCAUGGGAAAUGAAAGAUAUUAUCGUCCAUAGUAUCUCCUCGCUACAAGUCACGAUUAUUUCGGGGGAGACAGGUUCUGGAAAAUCAACCCAAUGUGCUCAGUUUAUUCUCGAUGAAAUGUAUCAAAGAUGCUUGGGAGAGUGUACAAAAAUCAUCUGCACACAGCCCAGAAGAAUCUCCGCGCUAGGCUUAGCAGACCGGGUCAGUGAAGAGAGAUGUUCGACAACUGGACAAGAAGUAGGCUAUAUAAUUAAAGGAGAAUCUAAGAUAAGCCCAAAUACAAAAAUCACUUUUGUUACUACGGGUGUUCUCCUGAGAAGAUUACAGACUUCAGGUGGCAGCAAGGAUGACAUAGUUUCCAGUCUAGCUGACGUUAGUCAUGUUUUCAUUGAUGAGGUUCACGAACGGAGUUUAGAUACAGAUUUUCUGCUCGUUCUCUUAAGGGAGGUUAUGAAGAAACGAGCAGAUCUGAAACUGAUAUUGAUGAGUGCUACGCUCGACGCUGGGAUCUUUGAAGAUUAUUUUAAGGAUACCUGUACAGUUGGCAGAGUUGAAAUUAGUGGAAGGACAUACCCAGUUGAAGAUUUCUACCUGGAUGAUGUAAUCCAAAUGACCGGCUUUGGAAUGAGAAGAGAAGAUGAAAAUAGAAAGCGAGAGAUAAUUAAGACAGAUGCCAGAGAGACCGAAAUCUCUAAUGCAAUCAGAUUGGUUGGUAUGCGCAUCAACUACGAUCUAAUCGCUCAGCUGGUCGAGAGUGUUGAUGGUGAAUUAUCACGUGUCAAAAAAGAUGGUGGCAUCUUGAUUUUUAUGCCAGGUGUAGCUGAGAUCAACCGUACCUUGGACCAUCUUCGUCAGAUUCCCAACCUCUAUGUAUUACCACUCCAUGCGUCCCUUCAAUCCGCUGAUCAGCGAAGAGUUUUUUCACGAGCUCCCACCGGUAAAAGGAAGAUCGUCAUUGCCACAAAUGUCGCCGAAACUUCUAUCACUAUAGACGAUAUUAUCGCUGUUAUCGAUACAGGACGCGUUAGAGAGACAAGUUAUGAUGCGCAGAAUCAGAUUCAAAAGCUAGAAGAAGUAUGGGCGUCACGAGCGGCGUGUAAGCAAAGGCGUGGUCGUGCUGGUCGUGUUCAGGCGGGCAAAUGUUACAAGAUGUUCACCCGAAGUUUAGAGGCCAACGAAAUGGCAGAACGACCAGCGCCAGAAAUUACUCGAGUUCCACUUGAGCAGCUCUGUCUCUCGGUACGUGCAAUGGGCGUAAGGAAUGUCAGCGACUUCCUUGCCAGUGCAUUAACGCCACCAGAAAGUUUAGCAGUUCAUAGUGCCAUGGAGUUUCUUUGCAGGAUGGGAGCUCUUGAUGGAGACGAACUUACUGCUUUGGGACAGUAUCUAAGCAUGAUUCCAGCUGAUUUGCGAUGCGCUAAGCUAAUGGUAUACGGGGCAAUUUUUGGGUGUUUAGAAGCUUGCAUCACGAUUGCAGCUAUUCUUACCAUGAAGUCGCCAUUCGUUUCACCCCAAGAUAAGAGGGAGGAAUCAAAAGCCACCCGAGCUCGAUUUGCACAGAACCAUGGUGAUCUAAUUGGUGAUCUCCGAGCAUAUGAGCAGUGGAGCGAGAUUACCAAUGAUGGAACUAUACGAUAUGGUCAAAUCAAAAGUUGGUGCUCGGAAAAUUAUCUCUGCCAUCAGACAUUAAAUGACAUUUCAUCUAAUCGGAUGCAGUAUCGCUCGUCACUUUGUGAGCUCUCGUUUAUUACCUCGUCAGCCUCUGCUACAACAAGUCUUCGGAAGAAUAAUAACAAUAAUGCUUUAAUUCGGUCUCUCUGUGCCGGUGCUUUUAAUCCACAGAUAGCCCGAAUCCAAUUCCCUGAUCAGAAGUUUGCGCCUUCAAUGUCUGGUGCCGUGAAACUAGACCCCGAGGCCAAGACUAUCAAGUAUUUUAAUCAAGAAAAUGGUCGCGUGUUUGUUCAUCCCAGUUCAACUCUCUUCAGCGCCCAAAAAUUUCCAGGAAACAGUAUUUACUUAUCUUAUUUCAAUAAGAUGGCAACGAGCAAGGUGUUUAUCCGUGAUCUCACACCUUUUAACGCCUAUACGGCUCUUUUAUUUUCUGGGCCCAUUGUUCUCGAUACUCUUGGUCGUGGCCUUAUCAUAGAUGGCUGGCUACGCAUGCGGGGCUGGGCGAGGAUUGGUGUUUUAGUAAGUAAGUUGCGUGGUAUGCUUGAUGAAUUACUAGCCCAAAAAAUUGACGAACCUGAACUUGAUCUCGUUGGAAAUGAAAUCGUGGAGACUGUACUUAAAUUGGUUGAAUUUGAUGGUAUGGACCAGUAA